CCUCACUCCCCCCCCUCUCUCUCUCUCUCUCCUGGUCUCUCCGAAUUCUCCAUCUCUUCCGGGCUUUGGAUCUUCCUCCGUGGAUUUCCGAUCGAUUUCUGAUUUGAGGUGUGUUCAUGGAUCUGCCUAGCCUUGCUAUCAUCGUUGGAGCCGCUGCUUUCAGCCCCAAUCCCGAUGAACGCAAGGCCGCCGAGCAGAGUCUUAAUCAGUUUCAGCACACUCCGCAGCAUUUGAUAAGGGUGUUGCAAAUAAUUGUUGAUGGUGGCUUCGACUUGGCUGUACGUCAAGCUGCUAGUAUCCAUUUUAAGAACUUCGUCGCGAAGAACUGGGAGUCACUUUCCGGUGAAGAGAGCAAAAUCUUGCCAAGUGAUAAGAAUGUUGUCAGGGAUCAGAUCCUUGCACAUGUCUCCCAAGUUCCCCCAAUAUUGAGAGUGCAAUUGGGGGAGUGCCUUAAGACCAUUAUUUAUGCUGACUAUCCUGAGCAAUGGCCUCAUCUUCUGGACUGGGUGAAGCACAACUUGCAAGAUCAACAAGUUUAUGGAGCUUUAUACGUCUUAAGGAUCCUUUCUUCAAAAUACGAGUUUAAGUCAGAUGAAGACAGGACACCGAUUUACCGAAUUGUUGAGGAGACAUUUCCGCAUCUUCUGAAUAUAUUUAGCAAGCUUGUCCAUUUGGAAAAUCCUUCUCUGGAAGUUGCAGACCAUAUCAAGCUUAUCUCUAAAAUAUUCUGGUCAUGCAUCUAUCUAGAGCUUCCAAGACCAUUGCUUGAUCCAAAUUUUUUUAAUGCUUGGAUGGCGCUAUUCCUAAACAUUUUGGAACGUCCUGUGCCCUUAGAAGGUCAGCCUACAGAUCCUGAUCUACGAAAAUCGUGGGGAUGGUGGAAGGUCAAGAAGUGGGUGGCUCAUAUUUUAAACAGACUGUACACUCGGUUUGGAGAUCUAAAACUUCAAAAUCCAGAAAACAGAGCCUUUGCCCAGAUGUUUCAGACGAAUUAUGCAGCCAAGAUAUUGGAGUGCCACCUGAAAUUAUUGAAUAUUGUCCGUAUUGGUGGAUAUCUCCCGGAUAGAGUCAUCAACCUUAUUCUUCAGUAUCUGAGCAACAGCAUCUCAAAGAGCAGUAUGUACAACUUGCUGCAGCCGCACCUUGAUGUACUGCUGUUUGAGAUAGUUUUUCCCCUAAUGUGCUUCAAUGACAAUGAUCAAAGGCUUUGGGAUGAAGACCCACAUGAGUAUGUGAGGAAAGGUUACGAUAUACUUGAAGAUCUAUACAGUCCAAGGACUGCCUCUAUGGACUUUGUAACUGAGUUGGUACGUAAGCGUGGGAAGGACAACUUCCAAAGAUUUAUACAGUUCAUCGUGGGCAUUUUUCAAAGAUACAAUGAGGCUCCAAUAGAUCAUAAGCCUUACCGCCUUAAGGAUGGUGCUCUGCUUGCUGUUGGAACACUUUGUGAUAAACUGAGGCAAACUGAACCGUACAAAUCUAAUCUGGAGAAUAUGUUGGUGCAGCAUGUUUUUCCUGAGUUCAUCAGUCCUGCUGGGCAUCUUAGAGCUAAGGCUGCUUGGGUUGCUGGACAAUAUGCCCAUAUCAAAUUUUCAGACCAGAGCAAUUUUACCAAUGCAUUGCAUUGUGUCAUUUCUGGACUGCGUGAUCAAGAACUUCCUGUUCGGGUGGAUUCAGUUUUUGCUUUGCGCUCUUUCAUCGAGGCCUGCAAAAAUUUGGAUGAGAUUCGUCCUAUUCUGCCUCAACUACUUGACGAGUUUUUCAAGCUUAUGAAUGAAAUUGAGAAUGAAGACCUUGCUUUUACUUUGGAGACUAUCGUUUACAAGUUUGGUGAGGAAAUUUCGCCUUAUGCUUUGGGUUUGUGCCAGAAUUUGGCCACUGCUUACUGGAAGUGUAUCGCCACAGAUGAUGAUGACAAUGAUGAUGAUGAUUCUGGUGCAUUGGCUGCGGUGGGUUGUCUCCGCGCAAUAAGUACAAUUCUCGAAUCGAUCAGUAGUCUUCCUCACCUCUAUGUUCAAAUAGAACCGCACUUGCUCCCGAUAAUGCGUAAAAUGUUGACAACCGAUGGGCAAGAUGUUUUUGAAGAAGUUCUGGAGAUUGUGUCAUAUAUUACUACCUUUUCGCCAUCAAUAUCAAUGGACAUGUGGAGCUUGUGGCCUUUGAUGAUGGAAGCACUCGUAGAUUGGGCUAUUGAUUUCUUCCCGAAUAUAUUAGUUCCUCUGCACAAUUUCAUAUCCAGGGGAACUACACAUUAUCUCACGUGCAAGGAACCAAAUUACCAGCAAAGUCUCUGGAAUGCGAUUUCCGUACUUAUGGCCAACAAAAACAUGGAGGACAGUGACAUUGAACCAGCUCCGAAGUUGCUAUCUAUCGUGCUUCAGACUUGUAAAGGCCAGGUGGAUCAUUGGCUGGAGCCAUACCUGAGGAUCACGUUAGAUCGGUUGCGGUGUGCCGAGAAAACUUCCUUAAAAUGUCUUCUCAUAGAAGUGAUUGCAGAUGCCUUUUACUACAAUGCAGCUUUAACGCUCAGCAUACUGCAAAACCUGGGUGUUGCAAAAGACAUUUUAACUCUUUGGUUCCAGAUGUUGCAACAAAAGAAGAAGAGUGGCGCUCCUGCCAACUUCAAGAGGGAACACGAUAAAAAGGUUUGCUGCUUGGGAUUGAUAUCACUGCUCAGUCUCCCAGCUGGUCAGUUGCCAGAAGAGGUGUUGCCACCUGUGUUUAGGGCUCUUCUCGAGCUUCUAGUUGCAUACAAGGAUCAAGUCGCUGAAGCUGCAAAUGAAGCAGAGGCUGAAGAAGAAGAAGAUGGUGACGAUGAUGAUAUGGAUGCAUUCCAAACAGAUGAUGAAGAUGAAAAUGAUGAUGGUGAUGAGGUUGAAGACCAGGAUGCAGAUGAAGCUGAUGACAGUAAACUCCGCAAGUUAGCGGCAAAGGCAAAAGACUUCCGUCAUUACAGCGAAGAGGAUGAUUAUUCCGAGGACGAUUUUAGUGACGAUGAUGAUGAUGAGUUGGACUCACCAAUCGAUGAAGUCGAUCCUUUUGUGUUCUUCAUGGAUACUGUCACAGCCAUGCAAGCAACGGAAGCCGUCAAGUUCCAGAACCUAACACAGACACUCGACGCUCACUACCAAGGGCUUGCAAACAGUAUAGCUCAGCACACCCAGCUGAGAAGAGCAGAGAUCCACAAGGAGAAACAAUCCGCCGCUACACCUGCCUCUUGAUUUUUCUGUCAGUUCGAGUUUCAGUCCAGAGGUUGGCCUGACCACACACCCGACGCCGUCGUCCUGGUUGGGUUGUUGACCCGAUACAGACGUAAUCGGGCAUAUCUCGGACGCUAGGGAGAGGCAUCAGCUCGGUAACUUCGAGUAAGUGUUGCCUGUCUCAUAGAUCAUCGUCAUCAUUCCCAAUUUUGCACGUCCGAAGCUGGUUUUUCCCAUCGUCUGAAACAUAUAACUAAACCCUGGUCGGGUUUAGUACAAACACAAUCUUUGUUUUUUUUUUUUUUUUUUAAGUUUAUGCUCUCCAAUUGGGUCGGAGGCAUAUAUAUAUAUAUAUACACACACACGUAGGUUUGUUUAUUCCUUUGAUGUUAUUAUCUAUAUGUAUGGGGAUUUGGCCAAAUUCUGCAAAUUUUCAGUGUUUAAAAAUGUGGGAUUCAGAGUGUGUUGUAUUUCUCCUCCCAAGGGUCGGUUGGGGAGUGUGAUAUCUGUGUAAUUUACAUUUGAUUAUUUUUUUUUCUAUUAUUGUUAUCAUGAAAUUGAAUUUUUC
Messenger RNA from Tarenaya hassleriana, 3768 nucleotides. RefSeq names its product importin beta-like SAD2 homolog. Lineage: Eukaryota; Viridiplantae; Streptophyta; Magnoliopsida; Brassicales; Cleomaceae. The record is from RefSeq and is a predicted model, not a curated record. The coding region runs from base 117 to 3221 and encodes 1034 amino acids. Gene Ontology annotation, cellular component: nuclear envelope; cytosol. The transcript has 22 exons. Gene Ontology annotation, molecular function: small GTPase binding. Gene Ontology annotation, biological process: protein import into nucleus.